CACAAUCUCUAUAAAUAUACAAAGAGAGAUAGAGAGAGAGGGAGAAGACACAAGAAGAUCCUGCGAGUUGGAGAGAACGCAGAAUACUUCGUAGGAUACUCAAAUCCAGCUAUGGCAAUCUUGGCUCUUCGGGUCGUGGCGAGGGCGACCUUGAUGAGCAUGGUGGUGGCGGUGGCGGCGGCGCAGCUGCAGGUGCAUUUCUAUAAGGACUCGUGCCCUCAAGCCGAGCUGGUGGUGAAGAGUAUAAUGCAGCAGCGCUUCAACGCCGACCCGUCUCUCCCCGCGGGUUUGCUUCGUCUGCAGUUUCACGACUGCUUUGUCCGGGGUUGCGAUGCCUCGGUCCUCAUUGACAGUAGCGACAACAACGUGGCCGAGAAAGAUGCACCUCCUAAUUUGACCCUAAGAGGGUUCGAGGUCAUCGACGUGAUAAAAGCCGAGCUGGAGAAGGAAUGCAAGGGAAUUGUUUCUUGUGCGGAUAUAUUGGCCCUAGCCACCCGAGACGGCGUUGCCCUAACCGGGGGGUCGGCCUACGCUCUUCCCACCGGACGAAGGGACGGGUUGGUCUCGAACAUCAGCGACGUUAAUAUUCCCGGCCCGUCCUUCUCCGUUGCUGCGGCCACUAGUGCGUUCCAAACGAUCAACCUCACCCUAGAAGAUCUUGUUACUUUAUUAGGGGCACAUGCAAUGGGAUUUUGCCACUGCGGUUUCUUUGUGGACCGGCUCUACAACUUCAUAGGUUCCGGUCAAGCCGACCCGGAUAUCGACCCGCAAUUCCUUGGUGUCCUGAGGCAAAAAUGUCCAAGACCCGACAACAGUGUCCCGUUCAAUCUCAGUACCGACCCCAUAAUAGUCAUGACGCCAUCUUCCAGUACACCUUUCAAGCUCGACCCUUCGUUCUACAAAGGGGUCCUUCAGGAACAGGCGGUUCUUCAGCUGGAUCAAGAGCUCGCGUUCACCGACCUCACACGCCGGAUUGCAGCGGAUUACAUCAGCCGGCCCAACAUGUUCCGGCGGAAAUUCGCCAAGGCGAUGCUCAAGCUGACGAACGUGGGUGUCUUGACUGGGCAACAGGGAGAGAUUAGAGCAAACUGUAGGAGAUUCAAUCAACCAAAUCAUUGACUGAAAUGUUCUAUCGUUUGCAAAAUGAUAGUGUUGUAAAUGCUUUUCUUUCAAAGACAUGGAAUGAUGAAUCAUUACUGCUUAUUGGUUAUA
This is a messenger RNA of Syzygium oleosum, 1212 nucleotides long. Its product is annotated as peroxidase 57-like. NCBI's taxonomy places the organism in Eukaryota, Viridiplantae, Streptophyta, Magnoliopsida, Myrtales, Myrtaceae. The coding region runs from base 112 to 1119 and encodes 335 amino acids. Gene Ontology annotation, biological process: hydrogen peroxide catabolic process; response to oxidative stress. The transcript is spliced from 3 exons. The record is from RefSeq and is a predicted model, not a curated record. Gene Ontology annotation, cellular component: plasmodesma; plant-type cell wall. Gene Ontology annotation, molecular function: heme binding; peroxidase activity.